This is a messenger RNA of Sander lucioperca (pikeperch), 1739 nucleotides long. RefSeq names its product adhesion G-protein coupled receptor G6-like. The transcript has 10 exons. Lineage: Eukaryota; Metazoa; Chordata; Actinopteri; Perciformes; Percidae. The record is from RefSeq and is a predicted model, not a curated record. Bases 342 to 1739 code for a protein of 465 amino acids. Gene Ontology annotation, molecular function: serine-type endopeptidase activity.
GCCUCCGACUCGAGCCUCAGACCCUCCUCUAUUUCCCCGCGAACGGUCGCUGGUUCUCCCGCAGUGGAAACGUCUUCACACCGCUGUCGCCGCCGGGGAGUCUGGAUCUCUAAAGCGAACACACCCGAGCCCUCUUUCUUUCUUUGUUUUCUCUCCAUCUCUCCAUCCGUCUCCAAAACUUUUGCAGACUCUGACAGCGUGCACGCGGCACAUUUUUUUGGGGGGAUUCUGUUAAUUUGGAGUCUCGGAACUUUUCAGUGCAAGAAAAAGAAAGACAGAAAGUUCCUGAGACUUUGGGAGGGAGAUGAUUCUGCACGAGGACCAGCUGCUCCACUGAACACAUGGAGUCGUGUACGGGCGGAGGCCGAGGAGGAAGGUGGAGGCUCCGUCACGCCGUCCCAGUCGUCCUGCUGUGGAUGAGUCUGCAGCGGUGCGCGCUGGGAUGCAGCUCCACGAACUGUAUCGCGACGCUGACGGACGCCCAGGGGGAGUUCACAUCGCCCUGCUACCCUGACAAAUACCCCAAUUUGCAGACGUGUAAGUGGACGCUGCAGGCCCCCGCCGGUUUCAUCAUCCAGCUCUCCUUCCUUGACUUUGACCUGGAGGAGGCACCGGGCUGCAUCUACGACUUGGUGGUGGUGAACACGGGAAACACGGAUGUUAAGUUCUGCGGCCCGACGGCCAACGGGCUGACGCUGAACUCGACGGGAAACGUGAUGGAGCUGUCCUUUGUCUCUGACUUCAGCGUGCAGAAGAGGGGGUUCAGUGUUAGCUUCAGACACGUUGCCGUGGCGCUGAAGAACCAGAAAGUCGCCAUAUCCAACGGAAACGGCCAGGUCACCGAGGUCGCCAACUCUGUUUCCAUACCGUCGCUCAGUCAGCUCACCAUCUGCUUCGAGGUGGAGCGCAGCAGCAGCCAGAAACAGAAAGAGUGGAUCUUCACCUACCACGACAGCAGCAACAACGUGGCGUUGAGUCUGGGCGCCGAUCAGUCCGGCAUGAACCUGAUUGUUGACUCGAUAGUUUGCUCCAUCGACUCCAUCCUCUCCUCCGCUGACUUCACCGCCACCAUGAAGCCUUUCUGCGUCCUCUGGAUGUCAUCCAACGGCCGCGUGGCGGUCUACUUCAACGGGAACUACUGGGCCAAAACCUGCGCUUCCUCUGCUGGACACUCUGUACCAGCUGGGGGGGUGUUCCAGUUAGGAGGUCAGCAGAGCUUCGACGGGUACAUCUACAACGUCCGGCUGUGGAACUACGCCAUGCCGGUGCAGGAGCUCACCGCGCUGAGCUGCGACGUGGUGGGGAACGUCAUCGACUGGGACAACAGCCAGUGGACCAUCCCGGCCGCCAUGGCCCAGACCGACAACACGCUCAGCUGCAUCUGCUUCCCUCAUUGCAUUCUCUUAACUACUGCUGCGCCAACUAGUGGUGUCACCUCGCAAGGCACCACACCACUCACUACCAGCUGUGACUCCCGAGGACUGGGCUGCCCAGCUACUUCCUCUCCCACCACCCCAUCCACUGACUCCACUAACACCAUCAGUGCUACUAAUGCCAUCACCUACGUUCUUCCUUCCAUCACUACAUCUCCAUCCACCAUCCCUACCACUAGCAUGCCUCUAACCCCAACCACCAGUACCACCACCAGUACCACCACCAGCAUAACCAGCUCCUCCUCUGGUAAGGCUUCGCUGCUCUGUUGUUUGCCAUUAGCAUCUCUAGACUUUCCAUUCAAAUAA